GACAUUCAGAGAGCUCAGUUCCCGCUUGAUCGUGUCAAAGUUAGCCUGGUGAAAAUCGUCAUCAUAUUAUGACGGAAUUGGUCAGAAUGGCGGAUUCUUUCACGCCCAAACCCAAACCCCUGUCUUUUUCUAUAUCAAGCCUUUUGAGGGAAGAUAAAUUCCAUAAAAAAAGCAACGGCAGUUGUGGCAACCUACAACUUGACGGGUGUCCUAAUCAGACUGAAAUUGACCAACAUCGUGGAGCUCAGGGCCAAAAUUGUAUUGAAGACAAUGACAACGAAGAUGUCGAUGUCGAUGACGAAGAUGACGAAGAUAUUGAAGCAGAACGCAUAGAGGAGGAUCUCAUCACGGCCGAGGAACCUGAAUUGAGUCGGGACAGAACUUUGGAGGAGGCACGAAGUGUCAUUAAAGUUACCGCACAUAGGCCCAUUUUUACUCCCAGUUCUGUUGUCUCGUCAGGUUUCGAUUUUACCCCUUGGCUUUAUCGUCCCAUGAGCUUGAAUCCUCCUCAAACGAGUGGAUAUCCCAUGCCAAUUCCUCCCAAUGUGCUCUCGUCAAAAUUUGGUGGUCUAGCCCAACCCAGAAGAAUUGGCCAUCCGUAUCAAAAUCGCACGCCACCAAAGCGAAAGAAGCCCAGGACCUCAUUUUCUCGCUUGCAGAUUUGCGAACUGGAGAAGCGAUUUCACAAGCAAAAGUAUCUGGCCUCUACUGAACGGGCUACCCUCGCCAAAAGCCUCAAAAUGACUGAUGCGCAAGUGAAGACCUGGUUCCAAAAUCGCCGCACCAAGUGGAGGAGGCAAACGGCUGAGGAGCGAGAACAAGAACGUCAAGCAGCCACCAAGUAUUUUCUAUCCAUGCAACUUGGGUCCAUGGGAAGUGUUCCGGGUCCUCCCCCUCCUGGUCCAGCCCAUAACACUUUGAGCUCUCCACUUCUUAAUCCUAACAAGGACAUGUCUGCCAUUUUCGGGGAUGGCUCUAGUAUUUCGUCUUUAGAAAGUUUACGUCCUUGGACCUCGACCCUACAUUCGUCUUCACAUCAUCCGCAUCUCCACAGCCGCUCUCAAUCUCCUGGUCCCAAUCGAAUUCAAAGUUAAUCUUACGAUUUGAAUUUUGUUCUCCAUGCGUAUGAAUCAACUUUUAAUAUAUGGUAGU
Tigriopus californicus is the source of this 1152-nucleotide messenger RNA. RefSeq names its product T-cell leukemia homeobox protein 3-like. Lineage: Eukaryota; Metazoa; Arthropoda; Copepoda; Harpacticoida; Harpacticidae. Gene Ontology annotation, cellular component: nucleus. The transcript is spliced from 3 exons. Gene Ontology annotation, molecular function: DNA-binding transcription factor activity, RNA polymerase II-specific; RNA polymerase II cis-regulatory region sequence-specific DNA binding. The coding region runs from base 69 to 1094 and encodes 341 amino acids. Gene Ontology annotation, biological process: regulation of transcription by RNA polymerase II; animal organ development. The record is from RefSeq and is a predicted model, not a curated record.